AUGGCAUGCAGUUUAACCAUCGAUAUCAGGCAUCCUGUAUUACCAGCAGUCAGAAGUCAUUCCGGUGGUAAAGUGAGUAGCGGUAAUAAUGAAACAACUCAGGACGUAUUGCAGUUAAUCACUACUUACAUGCUUAAUGGAUAUGCAAUACGUAAAGUGGAAGCAUUCAAUGAUCGAAUCUAUCUUUCUCGAUAUCGACGCAAUUAUUGGUUGGGAACAAGAUAUUACUAUAUGGAUAACUUCAACUAUUUAACAACACGAGACACUUGUUUAUAUCGCAUGGAUUCAAAUGAACGAAAAAAUUUGGAAUACGCAGAUGGUUCUCCCAUAUAUGAUAUUGUUUAUCAAUGUCAACGAUAUGUUCAGUAUUGCUGCGGGUUAACCUGCUGUUUGAAUGAAUUCAGUGAAGAUUUGCGUGCAUCAUCUCAUUAUGGUAAAAUACUUAAUCCGUGGAAUACAUCGCCAACUUUUCAGUCUCGGGUAUGCUUUUUGAUUUUUGCUCUUCUUUAUUUGCACGUUUAA
Brugia malayi is the source of this 522-nucleotide messenger RNA. Its product is annotated as CX module family protein. NCBI's taxonomy places the organism in Eukaryota, Metazoa, Nematoda, Chromadorea, Rhabditida, Onchocercidae. Bases 1 to 522 code for a protein of 173 amino acids. The transcript is spliced from 5 exons. The record is from RefSeq and is a predicted model, not a curated record.